Molecule: messenger RNA, 624 nt
Organism: Musca domestica (house fly)
Lineage: Eukaryota; Metazoa; Arthropoda; Insecta; Diptera; Muscidae
Product: histone H1-like
Exons: 2
Coding region: 1-624 (207 amino acids)
Biological process (GO): nucleosome assembly
Cellular component (GO): nucleosome
Molecular function (GO): DNA binding; structural constituent of chromatin
Source: RefSeq, a predicted model, not a curated record
AUGUCUGACGCCGCCGUUGUUGAAGCCACCGCCUCCCCAGAUGCCGCUGUUGAGAAAAAGGCACCGAAAAAAGCCGCUGCCAAAGCAAAGAAAACAUCAGCUGCCCCUACCCACCCUCCAACCCAGCAAAUGGCUGAUGCCGCCAUCAAGACCCUGAAGGAACGUGGAGCUUCAUCAUUGCCCGCCAUCAAGAAAUACUUGGCAGCACCUACAAAUCUAAAAUUGAUCCAAACUAAAGGUAAGGGUGCUUCUGGUUCAUUCAAAUUGUCUGCUUCGACCUCCAAGGAACCCAAAGCCAAGACUGCUGAAAAGAAGAAGAAGGCCCCAGCCGCUGGUGACAAAAAGAAGAAGGCUGCCGCCCCUAAAAGGCCGCUGGUGAGAAGAAGUCAGCUGCCAAAAAAACCCUCUGCCGCCAAGAAGACCGCUGAAAAGAAGAAGGCCGACAAAACAAAGGCAAAGGCUGCCAAGAAAACCGGUACAGUAAAAGCUAAACCAACAAAGACCGCCGCCAAAGCAUUUGCCACUAAACCAAAGGCACCCAAGGCAAAAACUGCAGCUGCUAACCCCAAAAAGGCCGCAGCAGCAAAGAAGCCAGAUGCUAAGAAAGCGGCGGCUUUAAUGUAA